This is a messenger RNA of Vicia villosa (hairy vetch), 1368 nucleotides long. Its product is annotated as endochitinase-like. The record is from RefSeq and is a predicted model, not a curated record. Gene Ontology annotation, molecular function: chitin binding; chitinase activity. The transcript has a single exon. Lineage: Eukaryota; Viridiplantae; Streptophyta; Magnoliopsida; Fabales; Fabaceae. Gene Ontology annotation, biological process: defense response to fungus; chitin catabolic process; carbohydrate metabolic process. Bases 29 to 1147 code for a protein of 372 amino acids.
GUUAGCAUAUACAAAUUCACAAACAAUCAUGAUGAUAUUGAAAACCAAUCCAUUCUCUGUAGUAGUAGUGAUACUACUUGCUAUAGGAUCAUCAAGAUGGUGUCUGGCAGAUCUAGAUCCGCCGCAAUGCGGAAUUCAAGCUGGUGGUGCAUUGUGCCGUGAUCAGUUAUGUUGCAGUGCAUGGGGUUUUUGUGGAUCAACCCCAAUCUACUGCGGCGAUGGUUGCCAGAGUCAAUGUCCCGGAACCAGCCCUCCUCUUGCUCCUCCUUUAUUACCUCCAUCUUUUCGUCCUCCUCCUCCUCCACCACCUCCUUCUCCUCCUCCACCACCUCCACCACCACCUCCAUCUCCUAUAGAAGAGUAUCUCAUCUCCAGAAAAGAUUUCAACGAGAUGCUCAAGAAUCGGGACGAUAAUAGAUGCGAGGGGAGAGGAUUUUACACAUAUGAAGCAUUCGUGGAAGCUGCCAAGACAUUCCCCAAGUUCGGUAAUGAAGGAAACAGUGAAGAUGAUAAAAAAAGAGACAUUGCUGCUUUCUUUGGUCAAAGUUCUCACGAAACGAGCGGUAGACCAAGGGAAUUUCUAGGACCAUUUGAAUGGGGAUAUUGUAAUGUGACGCAAAGAAAUCCGAGCAACAACUACUGCGAACCAAGCUCUGAAUUCCCAUGUGCUCCCGGAAAGAAUUACUACGGUAGGGGUCCAUUUCACCUACGCGGGAAUGAAUUAUACGGAAAAUGUGGAAAAGCCAUAGGUGUUGAUUUGCUGAAUAAUCCAGAACUUGUAGCCACUGACCCUGUUAUAUCCUUCAAGUCCGCUAUAUGGUUUUGGAUGACACCUCCUCCGCAGUUCAACCGUGAGUAUCUGCCACCCGGGCACGAUGUUAUGGUGGGAAUAUGGGUCCCAGCUAGUUAUGAUAUUGAAGAACGGAGGUUUCCAGGAUAUGGGAUGACGUCGUACGUGUUGGCGGCCGUUAUUAGAUCAUCCGGCAUCUGUGGAUGGAAGAUCGGAACUGUAGAUGAGAGUAAUCGCGUUGGAUAUUAUAUGAGAUAUUGUGAUAUACUUGGAGUUGAAUACGGAGAUAAUCUUCGCUGUUUUAAUUAUACGACACCGGGAAUCCCCCGAGCUUAUGGUUCUUCCUAUUACUUUUAAAAUAUGAAUCCAAAUAUUAUUUGGGUUACAAACCUAUAAUAACUACUACUUGGAUGUGGUAAGUGUGUAUCAUAUAUCACAUUUCUAUCAUUUAGAUGUGGUAAGUGUGUAUGUUAAGUACCAUAUGUGGUAAGUGUGUAUGUUGUAUGUUAAGUAAGAUAUGUGGUAAGUGUGUAUCACAUUCCAAUAAAUAUGUUACUACUUUAUGAUUUUCUUAUAAA